Symbiodinium natans is the source of this 786-nucleotide messenger RNA. NCBI's taxonomy places the organism in Eukaryota, Dinophyceae, Suessiales, Symbiodiniaceae. The record is from the annotation of a GenBank genome assembly.
AUGACGCAGCUGCGCUUCGCCGCCCUUUGCCUGCUUGCCUUGGGACAUGCCGGCUUUGCCUUCGUCCUUCUGAUCAUCCUCCUGCUUCGGUUGUGGGAAGGCGAUGUGCUGGUCCAGUGCGGCUUUGGCGGUCGACCCUACGUGGACUUCAAGUGCAUAUGCGGAGGCACUCUGCCCUAUAUCUGCUGGAUCUCAGAGAGCUUCAAUGGUAUCUGGGCCGUGGGCGAGGGCAUGGAGCCACGAGUAAUGUGGCAGUCUUGGCUGUGGCUGUUUCUGUCCCUGGGCCCUGCUGCGGAGGGCCUUUUGUUGAUCCGAGCGAGGGAAUGCUGGCGUGACAUUUUUGUCGGCACGAUGAGCUGGGGUUACCUGCUGCUGGCCCUGCUGCCAGACACGUUGCCAAGCAGCUACCUCUGGCUCCACUCUGGGACAGCCUUGCUGGCGCUGGGAGCCGCCUUCAUCUUCCAGUUCAUCCUUCCCUGGCGCUGUCUAGGCGUGACGCUGGUGGCCUACAUCGGCGGCUACUUUUUGCUGAGCGAGUUUGUGAUACUACAGGGUGCCAGCCGCCACUUCACAUACGAUUGGACCUUUACUCCUGGAGUGCUCAUGGAGCCUGGGUCCCUUGUGAUGGUGAUUUUGGAAUGGACCUUGGCCUUUGGUGCAAUCACCGUUGUGAUCACGUACUGUAUUGACGAGGCCAAGAAGGCCUGCCGAGGGGGCGCGGCCUUCGACACCAAAGAAGGCGAUGCCGAGAUUGGUGUUCGCAUGGGAUGCGAAUUCAAUGCCUAG